Paramecium sonneborni is the source of this 464-nucleotide messenger RNA. NCBI's taxonomy places the organism in Eukaryota, Ciliophora, Oligohymenophorea, Peniculida, Parameciidae. The record is from the annotation of a GenBank genome assembly.
AUGGAAAAAAUCUAAAAUCUUUAUUGGUAAGAUUAAUAUGAUUAGAAAAAAAAGAAGGUUGGCAAAUGGAUUGCUUCUCAGGAUGGAGAAGUUUUAAUAAAUGUUGGUGGAUACUAUGAGAAUGGCUUAAAGCAAGGGUUAUGGAAAGAACUAUUCUAACAUCAUUUCAGGUUGUAAAAAUAUAUUUUAAUUAACAGUCAGCCUCAAAUUUUAUAAACAGGAGAAUACUUGAAUGAUUAUAAAAUAGAAAAAUGGAAAUAUUUUUACAAAAAGAGGGAUUUGUAUUUAUAUUAAUAAUUGUUUAGAGAUGGUGGCUUCUACAAUAAUGAAGGGAAGAAGAUAGGCAAAUGGAUCGAGUUGGAUAAAGUAUUUUAGUUUAUUUCCUGUAUCAUAUACACUUCAUCUAGUGGUGAGUAUAAUAAAAAGGGUAUGAAGGUAGGUAGAUGGGAGAUUUGAUUAAAUUA